Molecule: messenger RNA, 1014 nt
Organism: Podarcis lilfordi (Lilford's wall lizard)
Lineage: Eukaryota; Metazoa; Chordata; Lepidosauria; Squamata; Lacertidae
Source: the annotation of a GenBank genome assembly
AUGUUAACGCUACCAUUUGAUGAGUCUGUUGUAGUGCCAGAGUCCCAGAUGUGCCGAAAGUUUUCCAGAGAAAGUGAGGACCCGAAGCAAAUCAAGAAACCCGAAAGCUUUGCAAAGCAGAUUGCGCACCAAGGGAAAAGCAUCAAACGGUCGACAGCGGAAGAUACAGAGAAAGAGGAGGUGGAAGAUGACCGAGAGGAGGAAGACGAAAACGGUUUGCCCAGGAGGAGGGGCCUCCGGAAAAAAAAGACCACCAAGAUGAGAAUCGAAAGGGUCAAAUUCAGGAGACAGGAAGCCAAUGCCAGAGAAAGGAACCGAAUGCACGGUCUCAACGAUGCGCUGGACAGCUUAAGGAAAGUGGUCCCUUGUUACUCCAAGACGCAAAAACUGUCUAAAAUAGAAACUUUGAGGCUGGCUAAAAAUUACAUCUGGGCUCUCUCCGAAAUCUUACGGAUUGGCAAGAGGCCUGACCUGCUGACGUUUGUCCAGAACUUGUGCAAAGGUCUCUCUCAGCCCACCACAAACUUGGUCGCAGGAUGCCUACAACUCAACGCCAGAAGUUUCUUGAUGGGUCAGAGCGGGGAGGUGGCCCACCACGGCCGAUCUCCCUAUUCCACUUUCUAUCCCCCCUACCACAGCCCAGAGCUGAGCACACCCCCAGGUCACGGGACCCUCGACAAUUCCAAGACCAUGAAACCCUACAAUUAUUGCGGUGCUUACGAGUCCUUCUACGAGAGCACUUCUCCCGAAUGCUCCAGCCCCCAGUUCGAAGGUCCCUUAAGUCCUUCCCCAAUUAACUAUAAUGGGAUAUUUUCCCUCAAGCAAGAAGCAGCUUUGGACUAUGACAAAAACUACAAUUACGGCAUGCAUUAUUGUGCUGUGCCACCCAGGGGUCCCCUUGGGCAGAGUUCUGUGUUCAGGUUGCCUGCAGAGAGCCACUUCCCUUACGACCUACAUCUGCGCAGCCAGUCUCUCACCAUGCAAGACGAAUUAAAUGCAGUUUUUCAUAAUUAA